GGGAGGGGAGCAAGUGUAGCCCCUCGAGGCAGGACGGUGGUGCGGAAGGCUUAAUGUGGUGGUUCUGUUACAUCAGGAGGGAAUUUGGGACAACCACUGACAUGAGUCCUGCAACUGCUAAGGCUCCAGGGAGAAAUUUGAGAGGUUGUUGCUAAGAAUAUAGGAUUUUCCUUGGAGGUCUUCUUUGGUGGUCAGUAAGGUACUGUGGGUGCCAUCUAUAAUCUCUAUUUGAUACCGCUUGAUACUUUGAAAACGGUAUUUGGGUCUCUUUUUGGGAUGUCCUUAGUGUGCCAGAGAAGGCUCUUUCUAGGCUUCCCGAGGAGGUUGCAGGGUUCUGCCCUGGGGGCUUCUCUGACCCCACAGAGAAGUUUCCUUAGUGAUCCCAAUGGGUCGUUCCUAAGCCUCCCCAAGGGAAUCCCAUCUGAAGGGCUCUCCAGAAGCUUCGCCAAAGCGGCUGGCCCAAAAAGUGUCCGGGACCUCAAAGAAGCCGACGAUGCUGCCCCCAUUUUCCAAUAUGUGGGGGGACACGCCAAGAGGAAAAGUCGACUGUUUGUGUGGGGUUUCUGUUACUCGGGAGCUUUGGGCAUCCCUAGUUUUGUCGUGCCGGAUGUGGGGUGGAAGAAACGGCGGAGGAUCCAGCCCACUCCAUAUCGUCUAGAUAUUGAGGAGAAGAUCUCUUCCGCUGCCUGUGGCUAUGGAUUCACGCUGCUUUCGUCCAGGACCACUGACAUUACCAAAGUCUGGGGGAUGGGGCUGAACAAGGACUCUCAGAUUGGAUUUCAUCGCAGUAGGAAGGAUCGGUCGCGAGGUUACGAAUAUGUCCUGGAGCCAGGCCCCAUCCCAUUGCCUCUGGAUAAGCCCCAAGAGACCCGAGUUUUACAAGUGUCGUGUGGCAGAGCCCACUCCUUGGUGCUGACAGAUAACGAAGGAGUCUUCAGCAUGGGCAACAAUUUCUACGGGCAGUGUGGCCGAAAGGUGAUCGACGGGGAAAUUUACAGUGAAAGUCAGCUAAUUCACAGACUGCGGGGAUUCGAGGACCGAGUUGUUCAGGUUGCUUGUGGGCAGGACCACAGCCUCUUUCGAACUGAGAAAGGAGACGUCUACUCCUGCGGGUGGGGAGCUGACGGCCAAACAGGUCUCGGCCACUAUGAUUGUGCCAGCACCCCGACCAAACUGGGUGGCGAUAUUGCAGGGGUCCCCAUUGUCCAGGUUGCUACUUACGGAGACUGCUGCCUUGCUGUGUCGGCGGACGGCGACGUUUUUGGCUGGGGGAAUUCGGAAUACCUGCAGCUGGCGUCUGUUACAGAACUGACACAGGUGAAUGUGCCAAGACACCUGCCGUUCAGAGUUGGGAAGGUGAAAGAAGCUGCUUGCGGAGGAACAGUCAACGCUCUCUUAAAUGAGGAAGGCCACGUCUUCGUAUGGGGCUAUGGAAUCCUUGGAAAAGGUCCCAAACUGAUGGAGGCAGCAGUCCCUGAAAUGAUCCCACCCUCCCUCUUCGGCUUCUCAGACCUCAGCCCAGACAUUCGCGUGGCUCGGAUCCGUUGUGGACUCAACCAGUUUGCUGCUAUUACCAAUCGAGGAGAGCUCUUUGUCUGGGGAAAAAACAUCCGGGGCUGUUUGGGAAUUGGCAGGAUGGAAGACCAGUACUUCCCAUGGAGGGUGACAGUGCCAGGCGAGGUGUUCGAUGUGGCUUGUGGGGUGGACCACAUGGUUACUCUGGCCAAGUCCUUCAUCUAGCAGUACCUGGCCAAUGCCAUGAAUUGCCCAGCCCAUUGGAGUUGGAAGGACACAACCAACAUGGGAAAGUACUGUCCUUUUUGUGCUGGUGUUUGCUUCUCCCUGAAUUCCUGGCACGCAGGUCCAUGGAGGGCGCACUCUAUUGGCACCUUCAUGAGCAACAGUGAGCCCAAGUCUGGGGGGACUCGUGUGAACAUAACUGAAGGGAAAAAUACUCCAGCCCGGAAAGAGUUUUACAGAGAUUGCUGUUUUAAUGAACACUCUUGCGGGACAACCCGUGGUAUUGUUUCCCUUUGCGAGAGGCUUACAGUUCAUGAAGCAAAUUUGUGCCCUCUUGUUUUACAAUGUGUGUUUGAAUCAUGAAACAGAACAGGCUAAAGAUGCCAGUUGAGAUGAUUUAAUGUUGUUUUCCCUCUCUCUCAAACCCGCCCCCCCUCCAAUUUAUUGUUUGGGGGCAGCUCUGCCUUGGGCUUCAUAAAAGUGCUGGACCAGAAACGAACAUUGUCGUGUUUGUUCCCAUGUAAUCACCUUCAGCAGGAUCCACUAUAAUCCACUAUACACCUAUACCCAAAGUGCAGGUAACAGCUCUUUGUGGACAGAGAGGAGGAAGGAGGGAUAGAAAGCUGACUCCACCAGGCUGUGUGGAAGACUCCAAAUUUCCCAGCUGAUUCAACUUUCUGCUUUCCCCAAGCGGGAUCCUAUAGUGCCAUUAAACACCUGCAAGCUGUAUUUGAUCACUGAGUAUGCUAUUUUCUUUUCUGAGCCUACAAGUGGCCCCGACCUGACUAAAGCCUGUCAUGGGGUUGGAACCCCAUUCAGUUUUCCACUCGCACAAGGCACUUCAGUCCGUGGAAGAGAACGUACCCCACUGCAGCCCACUGAUCUCCCCAAAAUGCUGCUUUCGGGGGUGGGGGGUGGGAAGAGCAUGAAAGGCAAAAUGGGGGUCUGCAGCAUGAAGGUGGAAUCUACCCCACGCUUACCAUUAAAGAAAAAUUUUAUCUGGUGCCAA
Messenger RNA from Eublepharis macularius, 2749 nucleotides. It is a transcript of the gene RCC1L, whose product is annotated as RCC1 like. The record is from RefSeq and is a predicted model, not a curated record. The coding region runs from base 277 to 1740 and encodes 487 amino acids. The transcript has 11 exons. NCBI's taxonomy places the organism in Eukaryota, Metazoa, Chordata, Lepidosauria, Squamata, Eublepharidae.